CAAAACCGAAAAGCUUCAGACCCAAGGAAGCAGCGAGAGCAGUCAAGUAAUCAUACACGACCAGGAUGGGUAAAUCCUCCAAAGACAAAAGAGACGCUUACUACCGCCUGGCCAAAGAACAAAACUGGCGUGCCCGAUCUGCCUUCAAGCUCAUCCAGAUCGACGAACAAUUCGACCUGUUCUCCUACAACGAACCUGAGAAAUGCACCAGGGUAGUGGACCUCUGCGCUGCCCCGGGGUCGUGGAGCCAGGUUCUUUCGAGAGUACUGAUCAAAGGUGAGAGUUUUGGGCGGAGAGCCUGGGUUGAGAAGAUGGAACGAUUCCAGCGCACAGAAGACCAAAGGCAAAAGGAGAGUCUCGGAGAGGACAUGUCUUCCCUCGAAAUCAGCUCAACAAGCGGUGAAUUGAAACCUCGAGCAAACGUCAAGAUUGUUGCCAUUGACCUCCAACCCAUGGCGCCCCUCGAAGGCAUAACCCAACUCAAAGCCGACAUUACUCACCCUUCCACCGUUCCACUCCUGCUGAGGGCGAUCGAUCCGGACUUUUCGCCUCAGAACACAACUCACCUAAUCGACCUUGUGAUAAGCGACGGUGCUCCCGACGUCACGGGUCUCCACUCGCUCGACAUCUACGUCCAGUCUCAACUGCUCUACUCCGCGCUCACGCUUGCCACAAAAGUCCUACGGCGAGGCGGGAAAUUUGUGGCCAAGAUCUUCAGAGGCAGAGACGUUGACCUUAUUUACGCACAGUUGAGAAUCUUGUUCGAGAAGGUGAGUGUGGCGAAACCGCGGGCCAGUCGGGCGAGUAGUAUCGAGGCGUUUGUGGUCUGUGAAGGCUACAACCCUGUGAUGGUGAGACGAGAAGACGGAACGGAAGUGCUAUGGACCCCAGAAAUUGAGGUGGAGGAUGGAAUGCGAAGUUCGGGGCCUGAAGCUGCAUCGAUGCCUCCAUCAACCUCGCGCGACCAGGAGCAAGAGCCUAACCCUGAAGACUUUGUUGCUGAAACCACAGACCAGGCCGAUGAUUCUUCGGGGGUAGAAACACGGUCAUCUCUGGGAAACGUGCAUACCCAACCCCAAACACGCACUCAAAGCCGCCACCUCCGCGACGAUGGCAUUGUUGAACUCCGAUUCCCUUCCGUUGAAGACGCUGACCCUCGGAGACAUAUUGCUCCAUUUUUGGCCUGUGGUGACCUGUCAGCCUGGGACAGCGACGCGACCUACAAGCUGCCGGAGGGUCACGUGUCACUGGAUCCGGUGCAGCCUCCAACAGCACCACCCUAUAAGUUGGCGAUCGAAAAGCGGAGGAUGGAGGGAGGGAUGUAUGGGAAGACGAAACACAAAUGAUCAACAAUCAACAGAACCGACAGCAGCAGUGCCGGUUGAUAGCUCCGCAUUGUGUAGGCUAUAUCGCCCUUGGCUAAGAUUUCAUUCAGAUUUCUGGGGGUAAGCCGGGAU
This is a messenger RNA of Cladophialophora immunda, 1457 nucleotides long. RefSeq lists its product as uncharacterized. Gene Ontology annotation, molecular function: tRNA methyltransferase activity. Gene Ontology annotation, biological process: tRNA methylation; cytoplasmic translation. NCBI's taxonomy places the organism in Eukaryota, Fungi, Ascomycota, Eurotiomycetes, Chaetothyriales, Herpotrichiellaceae. The record is from RefSeq and is a predicted model, not a curated record. Gene Ontology annotation, cellular component: cytoplasm. The coding region runs from base 66 to 1346 and encodes 426 amino acids. The transcript has a single exon.